Ziziphus jujuba (common jujube) is the source of this 564-nucleotide messenger RNA. Its product is annotated as putative disease resistance protein At3g15700. The record is from RefSeq and is a predicted model, not a curated record. The transcript has a single exon. NCBI's taxonomy places the organism in Eukaryota, Viridiplantae, Streptophyta, Magnoliopsida, Rosales, Rhamnaceae. The coding region runs from base 1 to 564 and encodes 187 amino acids. Gene Ontology annotation, molecular function: ADP binding.
AUGGAGGAUUUGGUGGAUGAAGCUAAAAGAAAAGGUGAUGAAAUUGAUGAUGAUGUUAAGGUCUGGCUAAGUGAAGUGGAUGGCAAAAUCACUGAAGUUGAAGAAAAAUAUUUUGGAGCGGAAGACACAACGGAGAUGAAGUGUACUUUCAAGGGGUCCUUUUCAUACUUGGCUUCAUGGUAUAAACUAGGUAAAAUGGCCAAGGAGAUGGGAGAGUCCGUUGUUAAACUCAAAGGCAGGAUCAACUUUGGUCACAUUUCGUUCCGUUCGAAACUCCAAAGUCAUUUUGAAAAUAAAGAUUAUCUAAGAUCUGUCACAAGAGAGGAAUUUGUGGAUGAAAUAAUGGAGGAGUUGGGAGAUGCUAAUAUCAAAACAAUUGGAUUGCAUGAAAUGCCUGGUGUAGGCAAAACCACUCUUGUUAAAGAAAUUACUAGAAAGGCCUUAAAAGACGAUCUGAGGUUAUUCAAUGAUGCAGUUAUUGUUACUAUAUCACAAACUCUGGACCUUGAAAAGAUUCAACAACAUAUUGCAGAAAGGCUAGAUCUAGAGUUGAAAAAGAAAUGA